CACUCCGACUCAGUUAUCAUAAAAAGAACGAAGAAAUGGGAAAAACGUUCACUCUCAUUCAAACGGUUGCUACCGCCGCUGCCUUCUCCGCCGUGUCUUACUGGUAUGGAUUCAUGUUUGGCAGAGAGUCGGCUCGUAAAGAACUGGGAGACUUGAUCGAAAGUCUUCGCCGUGAUGAUUCAAACUCCUCGUCUUCCUCACCUCCUUCGCAUUCUUGAUCGGUAUUUCCAGUUCUCCGACCUAGAGAAUUUUCUUUCGAAUAUGAUAUGAUUGAUUAGCGGCAUAGAAAAACACCUGCAUUGCCUUUUUUUUUUUCUCAUUUGUAAGGGUGGGGUUUGAUUAGAGGAAAGUUGGCUACUUUGGUAGGAAGGAGAUUCCCACGUUUGGUAUGCUACAUUCACGGCAAUAUGAUUUUACCACGGGGAUGUGGGAAAGUUAUAGUCAUUGGGCGCAGUUACUGUAGCUCUCUCACUCUCCCCAUCUCUUUCUCUCAAAAUUGAAACCCUAGCCGCACCGCGUUCCCCUUCAUUUCUACCGGGAAUUUGGCAGGAGAAGCUCGUUGGAAACUCUAGUCUACUUUAAAGCUGGAAUAUUCCAUUUCUUAUUGAAAAUCAAGUAAUUUGAGCCUAUCUCUUUCUAUGCAUCUUUGUUUAUAGAUCUCUUUCUAUCUCUGGCUGCGAUUUUUUGUUUUGUGGUAUCUCUGGUUUUCUUUCAAAUCUUUUUGUGGUUUUUUUUCCCCUUUUUUUCUGUUUACGAGUGAAGUGAACACUGUUUUUGACUUUUCUGUUUUAUAUUUAAAAUGCUUGGAGCUUUAUUCAAAUUGUCAGGCCUUUUUUUCCUUGUUUGAAAUUUAGGAGAGCAAGUUGUUGGGAAGACAAAACUUGAUGCAGGAUGCCUCUUUCAUUUUCCUUUUCCUAUUGGCGCCUCUAGUUUUAGGGUUUAGGGUUUAGUGAUAAAAAUAAUAAAUUUUGUUUUGUUCAACUAAAACUUUGGGUCUGAAAUGAAUGUUUAAUCUGUCUCUUGUUUAGUUCCCAUCAAGGAAGGAUUCUCACAAGAGCAAAUUGCUAUGCUCGCGACUGUUAUAGCAUUGGCUAUAAGGAUUCAGAAUAUGAUGUUGAUUAUCACUUUUUGUGUUGCUUCUUAUUAUAAGAGAUUCACCAAAAUAGAAAGCCUAAAAGAUCCAACUAUAGUAAUUAUGAGAAACAUCCCAUUAAAAGAAAGGUGUUUGAAUCUGAUUCGACUUAAGCAGUUCAUGAAGCUUUGAGCAAAAUUCUAGUUGAAGAAGAUGAGCGAAAUGUUUAAUGCAGAAGAUCUGGGCAAAGUCAAAGUUUGUCACUCGGAUCCCAGAUGGAAAUGGAGAAACCUUCAAUGGUGCAGCUACAAGAAAUAAGCUGCUUAGGGAGACAUCCAUUCUUCAAAGGAGGGUUAGAACUAGAAAAUGUCAAGAUGACCCAUUUUUACGCACAGUAGAGAAACUGGGUGAGAUAUGUCAGGGUCUAAGUGUUGAGCUUGGUAGAUUGGUUAAUAACUUUGAGUUCAUGGCUGAUGAUGCACUGCAGAAAGGGAAAGUGUAUGAUAUCGUAUCUAAGAUUGAUGGACUUGGGGAGGAAGCAGUCAUAAAGGUUGGAGCUAUUAUAACCGCUGAUACUGUGAAAACUAAUUACCACUUUUUACUUCCUGAUGAUUUCAAAUAACUUUUUGUGAGGAUGCUACUAGGUGGAUCCCAGUAGAUAUGUUUGGGUUUUAGAGAUUGAGGCAUGAAUUAGUGCUUUUGUAUUAGCUAUUAACUGUUAAAAGUUAGUACUUUAGGGCUGAUAUUUUUAGGACUUUUAUGUCUUUGAUGUUUGAGAGCUAUUAACAUGAGGCCAGUUUGGUACUGUAGUACUGUGACUUAUUUGCUGUUUUCAUAAUUUGGAAGGACCUUCAAUUUGUUCGCUUCACAUUUUGUCAAAUUUGUUGAUUGAGCUGAAUGCUAAUUAGGAACUUCUGAUUUCAUUUUUCUUUGUGCAACAACAUGCCAAGGUGGCUUAAUUUACAUAUUUUAUCUCGAAAUGUGUUAACCUGUUCUUUUGCUUCUGUCUCAUUUGAAUAUCUCGAACUUACUGCUUCAGUUACAUGGCAAUGCUGAAUGUCUAAUUAAUGGUGCGUGGAUUUUUUUUUUCUUUUCAAAUACUAUCUUGAUGAAUGUCCAAAUUAUAAACUUUUCAUCUGGAUUGUGGCAUAUUCAGCUACAUGGGAGCAUCAAGUAAGCUGUGAGUGAAUGAUUUUCAUCCUCAAGGCUUGGAAAUCGCCAAAACUUAAGGAAAGUCCUGUUGAUACUGAGAACAUGGUUAGGAGUGCUCCCCUGGCCUGCACUGGCUGCGUGCUUCAUGUCUUGUAGCUUUUUGUAGACAAGGUUUUUUAAAAAACUCUGGGCGUAUUGGGUUCACUGUAUGAAAACUAUCUUCUAUGGGUGAAGGAAUUGUUUGAAACUAA
Molecule: messenger RNA, 2475 nt
Organism: Theobroma umbraticum
Lineage: Eukaryota; Viridiplantae; Streptophyta; Magnoliopsida; Malvales; Malvaceae
Product: Putative membrane lipoprotein
Source: RefSeq, a predicted model, not a curated record